GGGAUUCCAAGCACACAAACAAUCAUCCACUCCAUUGACUCCAAACCAGACUCUUCCAUCGACUUCAACACACACCACGCAAAUCAAGCCACAGCCAUGCGAUCAUUCUCAGUCUUCCUCAUCUCCCUCUUGGGAGGAGCAGCAAUGGUGUCUGCCGAGUGCUGCUCGAGCCCCGCUUACUGCCUCGACGGAAGGGAGAGCUCCAUAUGGGAUUGCUGCGCGUACGGUUCUUGCAAUAUCUUCUGUUGCAACUGUGACGGUGGCUGUAUAACAGGCCCGGCCAAGCGAUCUUGGGAAGAUUGGGCCAAUCACGGUCCCGGCCACCUUCCUGGCCUCUCUGACGCAAGCUCGGACUGUGGACUGACACGCGACGACAACCAGUGCGUGCUCGACAAGAUCGCUGAAUUGGACACCGACCAUGACGGAAAGGUCACUUUGGCUAACAUCCUUGCGAACCCGGAUGUUGUCAGACCUGGACUAUCUGAGUCUGGUCUCAGCCUUGCCGAGAUCGUGGGUAACUUGACAAAGCUCUUCGAAAUCUUUGACACGAGUGAAGAUGGAUAUCUGGUGUACGAUGAGGCCAAUACUCCCCAGCCCGCCAAAAUCUAGAAGAAGCCAAGAAUCAACUCAGAAUACACUGCAGCAUUGGUGGAGCGGAGAACAGGUUGAAUAAGAGGGACGUAUCCUAUUUAAUGGAGGGACGUAUGGGGUUGCAGGAUUUGCAGAGCUGUCGUCACUGGAGGAGUACGGGGCUAUGUUGCAUGUCAUAUGGGGUCGGUCAAUCAAUACUUUGGUCUAUGGGCAGCAACGACUCUUGAGUCGACGUAGCGACACAACCAAGGCAGCAUUUAGUUGUAUAUGCGCUCAUAACCCUAGAUGGACUGACGCCCGUGUUCAUUAAUCAAUAAUCAAGGAAUCUCAAAUGAAAAA
Molecule: messenger RNA, 930 nt
Organism: Exophiala mesophila
Lineage: Eukaryota; Fungi; Ascomycota; Eurotiomycetes; Chaetothyriales; Herpotrichiellaceae
Exons: 1
Coding region: 97-609 (170 amino acids)
Source: RefSeq, a predicted model, not a curated record